This is a messenger RNA of Salmo salar (Atlantic salmon), 3101 nucleotides long. It is a transcript of the gene slc23a3, whose product is annotated as solute carrier family 23 member 3. Gene Ontology annotation, cellular component: membrane. NCBI's taxonomy places the organism in Eukaryota, Metazoa, Chordata, Actinopteri, Salmoniformes, Salmonidae. Gene Ontology annotation, biological process: transmembrane transport. The record is from RefSeq and is a predicted model, not a curated record. Gene Ontology annotation, molecular function: transmembrane transporter activity.
AGAAGAGAGGGGACAGAUUGGCUACACGUUUCAGCUGAUCCUCUGUUGUUGUUGUUGUUUAGGGGUUUGCAGCGGAUGAGUUGAAGACCGAGAGCAGGAGAGAGAGAGAGAGAGAGAGUGAAGGAAGUCUGUAUUCAUGUAAGGAGUUUAGACGAGAAGAAAACAGCAGUGUAUGAUAAUGGAUGCAGGUCAACGUUUUGACCCGGAGCUUCCUGACGAAACCAGAAGCACCAGCAGGACAGAUAUCUCAAGUGUGAACCAACAUCCACCCUGCUUUCUAAACCUGCUGUUGGCGGUACAGAAGUGCUACUUCCUAGCCGUUGAGUUAGCAGCGGCCGCUGUAACGUGGGCUAGGAAAGGAUGGACGACGGAUCCAGUCUAACAGACGGACGAAGAUACCACCACGUAUCGAAUUUACCACCAGAGACAUUCUUGCGAGGACAGGAAGGUCUGUUGGCCAACCCGGCCAGCAUCUACGACCAAUCUACCGAAGCGCAGCUCAGACAGGUGUUUGUGCAGUGCUCUCUGCUGAUUCUGGUCCUGGGUGUGUUGCAGCAACAUCUACUGUUACAGGAUGGAGAGAGAGAGAGGUUACUGUGCUCCAUGUUGUUCUACUCCGGUCUCUCCACUCUGAUACAGAGCUGUCUGGGGACAUGCCUUCCUCUGGUCCAGGCUCCUUCUCUGGAAAUCCUUAUCCCUGCUAUAGUCCUCACUGCUCAGAUUGUUACUGAACCGGCCUGCAGAGGGCACUGUGAGGAGAGUGAGGAGGAUAUUCUACCCAGAGCCAACCCAGUCAGAGAGCUCCAGGGUAUGACUGUGAUGGUGGGCAUGGUCCAGCUGGUUCUGGGUGUGACAGGUCUGAGUGGUGUGGUUCUGAGACACUGCGGUCCGCUGGUCAUAGCCCCCCUGUUGUGUCUACUGGGCUUCUCCAUCUACAGAGAGGCUGCUCUGCUCUGCUCAGACCACUGGGCCAUCGCCGCACUGACAGUCAUUCUCCUAGUGUUCCUGUCCCAGCAUCUACGCUCCUACAUGCUCCCAGCAUGCCUCAGCAUGCCUCAGCUGCCUGUCUGCAGGAUGCUCUCUGUGCUGCUGCCCCUAAUGAGUGUGUGGGCUCUGUGUGAAGUAUUAGAAAGUUUUGGGGUUUUACGUCUACGUUCUGUCUCCGAGCUGCUGCCGGCACUGAAGACAAGUAACACUUCCCUUCCCGUACCUUUAAGGUCGGACCUCACUUCCUUCACUGUGCCGUGGCUCAGCCUUCCUCUGGCAGCAGAGGCAGGUCUACCCCUGCUGUCAGUUCGAGGCAUGGCGGCCGGUGUCGUUGCAGCCCUCUCUUCCUCUGUCAGUUCAGUGGGGAUGUACGUGCUAACAGCCCGGCUCCUGGGAGUCCCCCCUCCCCCCGCUGCAGCCUGUAACAGGGGCCUUGGGGCCCAGGGUCUGGGCAGUGUGGUGGCUGGCUUGAUGGGUGCGCCACUGGGGCUCAGCAGCAGUGUCCCCAACACCUGUACUCUGGGACUCAGCCAGUCUGGGUCCAGGUGGACAGUGCAACUGACAGCCAUCUUGGGACUGGCCCUAGGAGUGUCGCCUCGACUGACACAGGUCAUCACCUCUGUCCCUUUGGCCAUCUACGGUGCUGUUCUCAGUGUAACAUACACUAUCGCCGUGGCUACAGGCGUGAGGUACUUCCAGUUCACACACAUCGACUCUGGACGUAACAUCUUCAACAUCGGCUUGGCUGUCUUCAUGUCUCUGGUACUGCCUCACUGGUUCCGCAUGCAGACCCUCUUUAUUGAUACUGGUAUGGUCAGUGUUGAUGUCCUUCUCCAUUCUCUUCUGACCUCACCUGUGCUCUUGGUGGGCAUCCUGGCUUUCCUAUUGGACAAUACAGUAUCGGGGUCUUCAUCGGAGAGAGGACUUGACUCGGCAGAGAUGGAGAAGACAGGAUGGACAUCAGUCGACAGUGGGCCAGGGUAUCACCGGGAAGUGGUGUUAAUUUAUGAGUCCCCUUACCUCCUGAGAAGACUGUGGCACUUACCUUGGUUCAGGACGACCCCCUUCUCUGCCUGUAGGAUCACAGAUGAUGGAGACAUACUGUAGAGUCCCAUCGGAGGAUAACGCUGUUCCUGUUCCGUUUCAUGUCCGUCAGUUAUUAAACCUUCACUCCCUGUACCUGCUUCUCAUCUCCUGCGUCGAUCCUUCCAGGUGACUACCUCAUGAAGCUGGUUGAGAGAAUGCCAAGAGUGUGCAAAGCUGUCAUCAAGGCAAAAGGUGGCUACUUUGAAGAAUCUCAAAUAUAAAAUAUAUUUUAAUGAACAGUUUUUUGGUUACUACGUGAUUCCAUACGUGUUAUUUUAUAGUUUUGAUGUCUUCACUAUUAUUCUACAAUGUAGAAAAUAGUAAAAAUAAAGAAAUACCCUGGAAUGAGUCGUUGUGUCCAAACGUAUGUAUAUAUUAUAGGCUACAGUAGGCUACUAAAUAAACUUUUCAGUGGCACUUUUCAGAAUCACCCAAUGAUGAAGACAUACAGUAGGCUAUAAAUCAAGGCGAUGGCCGAUGCACUCCUGCCAAUAGCCUAUCUCAAGAUAAGCUACUUCGAAAAACAGCGCUGUUCACUCAGAAUUGCUCAAAAGUUAUUGAGAAUUAUACUUUUUUUGCUUCUACAGACAGACUAGUCUUUUCUUUUCAGCGAAAUGGCAAACUGACAGCCGUAACCAACUGUAGAAAUGUAAUCCAUAGAUGGCACAGUUAUGAUUCAAGUCAGGACUGGCUAGCGUACCUCAUGAGGUCAGAGGUUACAAGACCCUUCUAUGGAUUAUAUGUCUAUGGCCACAACGCAACAAGCCGUUCUAAAUUUGGGUGGCCUGCUUUUUUUUUUAGAAGCUGUUGAUCCUCUGUGACUAAAUGAUGCUCUCUGGUGUAGUAUUCUGAAUCGUUUAUUCAUGUCUGUUCAGACAAGAGUAAUAGAAUUUUAGGAAAAUAUUUUCUUUAUAUAAUUUUGGAAUUCAUUUGAUCAAGGGGUGCCGUAGCACCUCCAGCACCCCUACUAUGAAAAUGUGUAUUUGAAUAAUAAAUAAUGACAAAUAAAUAAUUCUGGACACAGCGAA